GGCGCGUCCGCUUCGGCCGCCUGUGGGCCGCGGGCGAAGACGCGCAGCCGCCCCCCGCAAUGCCGGGGGCUUUUGUCGUGCUGUGCGCGCUCAGGUGAGGCGCCGCCUUGCGCCGCCGCCAGGGCACGCGACGCCAGCGGCUGGCCUUCCCGCAGGGGUGCAAUCGGCGUCCUCCUGGACCCAUGCUCGUCGCCGCGGCGGGGCGCCGCCGCCAGCGCCGCAACCGGAGGCUCAUGAACGACCUCCGGAAGGAGCCUGCUGCGUUCGUGGAGGUGUCUUCGGCGUCGUCCUCGGCGGAGGACUCCUCCGCACCUUCGCCGACCAGAGCGCCGCGCCAAGAGUUCGCAGGCACAGCGGGCGCCACGAGCUCGAGGUCCGCCCAGCGCCCGGCCAAGGCCAACAAGAUGGGCCCCGCGCACAAGUUCGGCGAGCCCAACGGGAAGAGGCCCUGGACCACGACCGAAUGGUUGGACACCCCCGUCGGCGCCCAGAAGCAGGAUCGAAGGAGCAGAAGCUCACGCGGCCCGUGCUGCCCGACCUCGGCCUCCGGGACCUCGAGCAGCUGGCGCACGCCCGGGCGCUCGCGUGCCCGCACUGCGGCUGCGGCGGCCCCCGCCGGCAGGCCUCCGCAGGCAGGCAGGAGCUGAGCCCCGGCAGGCGCGGGGGCGCGGCCCCGCCCUCGUGCCGCAGCUCCGCGGCCUGGUGGAAGGGCUCCGAGGCGGAGGAGAGGAGCUCCUCGAGGCCGGCAGCCUGCCGCGCGAGGGCUCGCACCAGAGCUUCAAGAAGGA
Molecule: messenger RNA, 788 nt
Organism: Prorocentrum cordatum
Lineage: Eukaryota; Dinophyceae; Prorocentrales; Prorocentraceae
Source: the annotation of a GenBank genome assembly